This is a messenger RNA of Microdochium trichocladiopsis, 1989 nucleotides long. RefSeq names its product fungal-specific transcription factor domain-containing protein. NCBI's taxonomy places the organism in Eukaryota, Fungi, Ascomycota, Sordariomycetes, Xylariales, Microdochiaceae. The record is from RefSeq and is a predicted model, not a curated record. The coding region runs from base 1 to 1989 and encodes 662 amino acids. Gene Ontology annotation, biological process: positive regulation of transcription by RNA polymerase II; DNA-templated transcription. The transcript has 4 exons. Gene Ontology annotation, molecular function: DNA-binding transcription factor activity, RNA polymerase II-specific; zinc ion binding; sequence-specific DNA binding.
AUGGCCACAUCGAGCUUUGACAACCUACAGGUCGUGCCCUCGCUCUCGCGGGCGUGCAGCCGUUGCCAUGCUCGCAAGGUCAAGUGCGACCUUAGGGUGCCCCGGUGCACGGCCUGCGAGAAACAGAAUGACGAGUGCAACAUCACCGAGUGCGUCGCCUACUCGCACAGCACAGUACAAACCCUCCUUGACGAGCUGCAUCGGCUCCGGGGCCGCCUCGAUGUGGCCGAAAGCCGGGGCCCGCGAGAACAAUCCAUGACCGAGCAGCAGGUUCGCUCAGAGGCAGAGGAGCUGGGUGUGCUUGCUGUCGGUGGCCCCAGGCGUCAUGAUAUGCGUGCCUCUUAUGUUGGAAGUGCAACGGGCACAACGUUUGCUCGCAUCUUCUUCAAGCAGCUCGGCCUGUCCCCCUUACCACGCUCGGGUGACUUUGAUGCGGCUUUCGAGCACAACGUCACUUGUCAAUACGCAUCUCUGCCGCCGGAGAAGAUCGCCAUCCAUCUCAUGCGCACCUUCAUCGCACAAGUCCACACCUUCUGGCCAGUGCUGCAGCUGCCAUCGUUAAGAAAAGUGUUCAAGGCUAUUUACCAUAGUCCCUCUAGAUCCAGCACCCGUGACAAGUUCAAGGUCUUCAUGGUGAUGGCUCUGGCGUCAGCGUUGUGUGCUGACGACAAGGCGUACCAGUCAAUGGCCGAUCUCAACAGCUCUUCCGCAUACUUUCAGACUGCCGUGAGACUGUUCUCAAGUAUCGCGGAUGGUCCACGCGAUCUCGAGACACUGCAAUGUCUGCUGCUGAUUGGCCUCUGGAUGCUUGAAGCCGGCUGGGACACUCAUGUCGACGACAUUUGGCAUCACAGUCGCUACAUCAUGUCUGUAGCCAUCGAGCUUGGCAUACAUCGCCGAGUUCCCGGAUGGGACGUCAGCCAAGACGACUUGGAAACACGCAACCGGGUUUGGUGGUGUACCUAUAACCUGGAGCGCUGCGUGGCCGUCAUCAAUGGCCGGGUGCUCUCAAUCCGCGAACAUGCCAUUGACGCCCCCCAGCCAACUACAGUGGGAGAUGACAGGCUAAUGCCAGCCGAGGCGCACUUUGCGCCGGCCUAUUCCAGAGUCGGAUCCGAAUUAUUUCUCUUGGCCAUCCGACUCAGGCGCAUCGGUGGGCGCAUCCUGGAGUCUGUCUACAUUGCCAGGGGACCUGACGGGCGAGCGCCCCUGACGUCGUUCAAGCAAAUCUGUGACGAGUUUGACAGCCUACGAAAGAGCCUGGACGGGUGGAAGCAGAGCUUCGACGCACUCGAUAUCAAGGAAACGCGCGAACACUCAGAGCUCAAGAUUGAAUAUUGCCAGUUGCUGCUGAUCAUGCAUCGGCCGUCGCCCACCUUUAUGAUCCCCUCUGCCGAGAUGAUCGGUGUCUGUUCCAAAGCCGUAUCCAGUAUAGUGCGCCACUGGCGGAAACUUCUAUCCCAAUAUGGGGUUUCGGCAGUGUCCAGAUGCUCUCGCCAGCUGCAUUCCAUGUUGAUGGUCGGCCUCGCAGGCCUCUAUUGCGACUGGCAGUCGACAAAAGUGCUAAGCGCACGAUCAAACUUACUGUAUCGCCAUGGGACUGAUGUGGACAUGUGCGUCGACCUCAUAGAGCGGAGCCUUGCCCAGCUACGACCAUUGGACAAGUCCUUCGUGAGGUGUCGAGAUUUGCUGCAAGCGGCGAGAUCCAGAGUCUAUGGGGCAAACCUCAACACUGUGCUUAACGCGCAUCCGGAGCCGCCAGAGCCAGACAUGGGCCCAGACACUGGCCUUUCCAACCUCUCUGAGCCGCUUGGUUUCUAUGCCGGCGGUCCGGAUAGUAGCCUCAACCCUGGCCACGGCAUGGAGUCUUAUUUCAAUCAGAUCUCUGGCUAUUUCGACAGCACACUCGUAGGGCUCGACGAGAAUCUGACGAUCUGGCAUGACGCGUUCUUAGACGAGAUACGAACAAAUAGGCUUGCAGGAGACUGA